Messenger RNA from Rhodamnia argentea, 2457 nucleotides. RefSeq names its product wall-associated receptor kinase-like 2. NCBI's taxonomy places the organism in Eukaryota, Viridiplantae, Streptophyta, Magnoliopsida, Myrtales, Myrtaceae. Gene Ontology annotation, molecular function: protein serine/threonine kinase activity; ATP binding; polysaccharide binding. The transcript is spliced from 4 exons. Gene Ontology annotation, cellular component: plasma membrane. The coding region runs from base 140 to 2245 and encodes 701 amino acids. The record is from RefSeq and is a predicted model, not a curated record. Gene Ontology annotation, biological process: protein phosphorylation; cell surface receptor signaling pathway.
ACCAUUUGAUUAGUCCGAUCUAGGAAAUAUAAUCCGUCGUCUGCUGCCCGAAUCCCGUCUAGUAUAGGAUUGAGUCCCUCCUUUCUACAUGAUGGUGCUGGAGAAGUAACUCUAGCUCCUGUGAGUGUCCCUUGGGCAAAUGGUGCUCCCUUGGCUUUUCCACUCCAUUCUCUUGCUGUCGUCCCUACUGCGCCACGCAACAGCACAAACCACACCGCCCCCAGGAAAUUGCUCCCAAGCCUGCGGAACCGUUGGAAUUCCUUACCCGUUUGGAAUCGGAGCGAAGUGUUAUCUCAACAACUGGUUCGAGAUCAAGUGCGAGUCUGAGCGCCCGUUCCUGGCGAGCGUGGGGUUGGAGGUCCUGCAGAUCACUCUGGCUACUUAUGUAAAAGAGCAAGGCAUCAUUCGCGUUCAGUCUCCGAUCAUGUACUCCAACUGCAGCGAUGCGGGAGAUACCAGUGCUCCUGUUAGCUUGGAAGGAAGUCCAUUUGCGUUCUCUCAGACCAAGAACAGCUUCGCCGCGGCCGGCUGCAACAUGCGAGCAUUCCUGAGGGAAGCCGGGUCGAGGUCUAUUGGGUGCGAGUCGGAUUGCGAUGAAGGUAGAACAGCAAGCAACAUCAGCAGUUGCACUGGGAAAAACUGCUGCCAGAACGAAAUCCCAGUGGAUCUCAAGAUCUUCAACGUGACUAUAGGUAGCAUCAGUCCUGGUAAAGAUGAAGAAGGCUGCAAUUAUGCUUUUCUGGUCAAAAAACAGUGGUUGGUGUCCAACAUGAUCGACCCCUUGACCUCGCUGCACAUGAAAAAUUUUCCUGCGGUUCUGGACUGGGGAUUGAACAAACUUGCUCUCGAUGCGCUCGGACUGACAUAUUAUCCUGCCCCUGACUUUACUUCCCAUGCUUACCGUUGUGGCAAUGCCUCCGACAAGUCGUACCUGAAUUCUGAAAACUCAACCACGCAAUGUGCUUGCUUCCCCGGCUAUGAAGGAAACCCUUACCUUGCAGUUGGAUGCCAAGGAACAUGCGUGGACAUUCCUGGGAUUAACACAUGCGGACCCAAUGAGGCCAAAUUCAUCAUUAUAGGAGUUGGCAUGGCCCUCUUACUUCCGUUUCUGCCCUUCUACACUUGCAAACUGUACGGAGAUAUCAAGAGUAAAAAGGAGCUCAGGGAAAAGUUCUUCUUCAAGAAGAAUGGCGGGCUUUUAUUGCAGCAGCGACUAUAUUCAUUGGAACGCAACGUCGAGAAAACCACAUUGUUCAAAGUGGAGGAGCUGGAGAAAGCUACGGACAAGUUUAAUGAGAAUAGAAUACUCGGUCAAGGUGGCCAAGGCACCGUCUAUAAAGGAACGUUGGCAGAUGGAAGAAUUGUGGCAAUCAAGAAAUCAGAGGCGGUUGAUGAACGGAAGCUCGAGCAGUUCAUCAAUGAAGUCGUCAUUCUCUCACAGAUCAACCACAGGAAUGUGGUUAAGUUGUUGGGAUGUUGCUUGGAAACAGAAGUUCCUUUACUUGUUUAUGAAUUCAUCCCCAAUGGAAACCUUUCCCAAUACAUUCACAACCAAAGCGACGAGUUUCCGUUGACAUGGGAUAUGCGACUGCAAAUUGCUGUUGAAGUUGCGGGUGCUCUUUGUUACUUACAUUCUGCAGCUGCAAUUCCCAUUUAUCACCGAGAUGUAAAGUCUACAAACAUUCUUCUAGACGAGAAGCACCAGGCAAAGGUAGCCGAUUUUGGGACAUCAAAGUCAGUGGCUGUCGACCAAACUCACCUGACGACAAGAGUACAAGGCACUUUUGGCUAUUUGGAUCCUGAGUACUUCCAAUCCAGCCAGUUCACCAAGAAGAGUGAUGUUUAUAGCUUCGGAGUAGUUCUUGCAGAAUUGCUAACUGGUCAAAAGCCGAUCUGCUCGGCUAGAUCAGAAGAGGAUAGGGGUCUAGUCUCGUACUUCAUUGCCGCGAUGAAUGAGAACAGACUUUUCGACACCAUCGAUCCACGGGUCAUUGAUGAAGCUAAGAAAGAAGAGAUUACUGCACUUGCUUACCUCACAAAAAGGUUCUUGAACAUGACCGGAAGGAGGCGACCCACCAUGAAAGAAGUCAUGGUGGAACUCGAGGGAAUAAGAAUGUCAAGAAUGGGGUCCAAUGCUGACUCGUUUCAUGAUGAAAAUGAUUCGGAUGAGAAUGACCUCAUCAAUGCCUCGGAGAAGUAUGAUUCUGAUUCAGAGGACUCUGGCCUAGACAUUGAAGUCGCAUAAUUUUCCAAAGUCGAGCCAUUCGCAUCUUUUUAGGAACAAUGAACAGAUUUAAUGCUGACGGAGCAUGGAAUUCAUUUUGCUUUGUUCCGUAGUAAUGAUGUUUUGAGAUUAGUUCUUUAGUGCUUUACCUUGAUAUGCUUCUGUUGCCACCACAAAGGGUGCAAUUUGAUUAUGUUUUUGUAGAUAACGCUUCCAGCCUUUUGACAACACUA